CAGAGGGGAGUCGAGCACCAUCCACUGAUCUCUCUCACAGUGCUCUUCAGCCACCAGCUGCUCAGUCAAAGUCAUCUCUGAUUGAGCUUUUACUUCGCUUUUAAUUCAUCAACGAAAGAAAAACUCUAGGUCACAUUCGCGCCCGAGAAACAAAGUUUGAGACGAAGGGAAGCUGAAGUUUUGAGAGCGCACAUGGCUGCUCUGAUAAGCGCGUAUUCGUCCUGGCCGGAGAGCUUUGAGUGCUCCGCGGGAAAUGCGGACGUACCUGACGGACACACCUCCCACAGAGCUCCCGCGGACAAGGUGUCGGAGCCGCGUAUCAGGAGACCCAUGAACGCCUUUAUGGUGUGGGCCAAAGACGAGCGCAAGAGACUCGCAGUGCAGAACCCCGAUCUCCACAACGCGGAGCUAAGCAAGAUGCUGGGAAAGUCAUGGAAAGCUUUAACUCCACCGCAGAAGAGACCAUAUGUGGAGGAAGCGGAGCGGCUGAGGGUGCAGCACAUGCAGGACUACCCCAAUUAUAAAUACCGUCCCCGUAGGAAGAAGCAGCUGAAGCGCAUCUGUAAACGCGUGGACCCUGGCUUCCUCCUGACCACCCUCGGCCCCGACCAAAACUCCCUCCCAGAUCCCAGAGGCUGCUGUCACCCCCUCGAUAAAGAUGACGAGAGCGCUGUGAGUGGCACUGUCGGCUUCAGUUCUCCCAGUGUAGCUUUACCCGGCGUCAGGGUCUUCAGAGAUCCCGCCAGUUCCAACAGCAGCUUCGAUACGUACCCAUAUGGCUUGCCCACGCCACCUGAGAUGUCGCCUCUGGACACUGUGGAUCACGAACACCAGUCCUACUACUCAUCCUCCAGCUCAGUCUCCACCAGCUCCUGCUCGUCUUCCACCUCUUGCCCAGACGACAGGCAUCCCACCCCGGUGCACAUGAGCAGUCCACCCCACUACCAUCCCGAUUACUCCCAGCAGGUACCUUUGCACUGUAGGAGCUCACAUUUGGUUCACAUCCCAAUGUCCCAUCAGGGAAGUGGGGUGACCCUUAUCACAGCUCCUCCAUUGUCCUAUUACAGCCCUUCAUUCCCGCAGGUUCAGAUCCAUCAUGGGCACCAGGGGCACCUGGGCCAGCUUUCGCCCCCUCCAGAGCAGGGGCACCUAGAGGGUCUGGAUCAGCUGAGCCAGGCUGAAUUGCUGGGUGAGGUGGACCGAGAUGAGUUCGACCAGUACCUAAAUUCUACAAGUUAUCACCCCGAACAGGGUGGGAUGACAGUCACGGGACACAUCCAGGUAACGCCGGCUUCUGUUUGCUCCAGCAGCGCUACGGAAACCAGUCUCAUCUCCGUAUUGGCCGAUGCCACGGCAGCCUAUUACAACAACUAUGGCAUUUCAUAAACACAAAACAGAGGCAGUUGACACAGACAUAGACUGUGGGCUCGACAAGGGUCAGCAAUAUAACUGGCAAGUGAAAGGAAGGCUGUGGAGGGAGCGGAAAAGAGAAGCUACAGGAAGUCAAAGGACACCUCAGGGAUGCAUAGAUAAAAAAAACUGAAGUUCAUUCCCAUCUUUGUUUCCAAAAGAAGAACGGAAGUAAAAGAAAAAAUGGACAAACAGAAAAUGCUCACAUAUCUUGCCACAAAAGCAUGUACAUAUGCUAUAAAGCUUAUUUAUGUAUCAAAUUGCUUUGCAUUAAAGCUUAUUGUAUUGCAUUUUUCAGUCCAGAUAUAUUCAAUAGAUUUUUUUUCAAACAUAAGUUGUUUUACGUCAAGAUUUAUUUAAGUGAGGCUGGUCUCUUUCUUUAU
Sinocyclocheilus grahami is the source of this 1793-nucleotide messenger RNA. RefSeq names its product transcription factor Sox-7-like. Bases 193 to 1386 code for a protein of 397 amino acids. The record is from RefSeq and is a predicted model, not a curated record. The transcript has 2 exons. Gene Ontology annotation, molecular function: RNA polymerase II cis-regulatory region sequence-specific DNA binding; DNA-binding transcription activator activity, RNA polymerase II-specific. Gene Ontology annotation, cellular component: nucleus. Gene Ontology annotation, biological process: cell differentiation; positive regulation of transcription by RNA polymerase II. Lineage: Eukaryota; Metazoa; Chordata; Actinopteri; Cypriniformes; Cyprinidae.